Mesocricetus auratus (golden hamster) is the source of this 2291-nucleotide messenger RNA. It is a transcript of the gene Ccr9, whose product is annotated as C-C motif chemokine receptor 9. The record is from RefSeq and is a predicted model, not a curated record. The transcript has 4 exons. Gene Ontology annotation, molecular function: C-C chemokine receptor activity. The coding region runs from base 716 to 1810 and encodes 364 amino acids. Lineage: Eukaryota; Metazoa; Chordata; Mammalia; Rodentia; Cricetidae. Gene Ontology annotation, biological process: immune response; G protein-coupled receptor signaling pathway; chemotaxis. Gene Ontology annotation, cellular component: membrane.
CCAGUAUCUAUAGGAUUGGGCAACACAGUUCCUCAAGGCCCCAUAGGACACAUCUCUAUGGGCAGCAUUGAGGUGGCUCCUCACAAAGUCUGUUCAGGCACUUUUACCCAAAGAAAUCUUAUAAAUGGGCACCUCUGGCGGGGACUCCUCGUGUCUCCUGCCCUUGUAUCAGGGACCUAGGAAGAUGAUCUGCUUUUGGACUCUGUACACACACUGUCCACACUGAAGAUGGUUUUCCUUAAUCCCAGUGGUUCUCAGCUUUGCAUUUCUGGCGGCAAAUGAUUGGUGUGUGUUGCUGGAAGUCUCAGCAGGUGGCUCCCCACCCUUCUGGGUGACUCCACCAGUGACAACACAGGCAGAGUUGGCCCGGCUUCCUUUUUGGUGUUUUGUAUCGGAUAGCUGCCUGCUCAGAACCCACAGAAGCCUGCUCCUCAUCCCAGACAGCUGCAGUGUCCUCUCCCCACAGACCCAGGCUCUGCACUUCCCCUCCUGCCUUACCUUACCCACUGAACUUGAAAGUGGGCUUCUGGAGGGUGUUAAUUGCCACACGUCUUGCUUACGUCCAGCUAGUGUGCGUCACACCUGGCCAUCGACCGUGAGAUGAAAGUGAGCUCAGCUCUCACAAGCUUGUGUUCUGACCAGAGCUUUUGCAUAGCCUGCUACUUGACUGUCCAUCAAGCCCCAGGAUCAGAAGCUGGCUGGCAUCAGACCCACCAUGACACCCACAGAACCAACGAACCCCUGUACGGUUGAUGACUACAGCUUUGACUCCACAGAAGACUACAUGAAUCUCACCCUCUCUACCUAUUUGUGUAAGAAAAACAGUGUCAGGCAGUUUGCAAGCCAUUUCCUUCCACCUCUGUUCUGGCUCGUGUUCAUUGUGGGCACCCUGGGCAAUAGCCUGGUUAUCCUCGUCUACUGGUAUUGCACUAGAGUGAAGACCAUGACUGACAUGUUCCUUUUGAAUUUGGCAAUUGCUGAUCUGCUCUUUCUAGCCACCCUUCCCUUUUGGGCUAUUGCUGCUGCUGGCCAGUGGACAUUCCAUACCUUCCUGUGCAAGGUUGUGAACAGUAUGUACAAGAUGAACUUCUACAGCUGUGUGCUACUCAUCAUGUGUAUCAGUGUGGACAGAUACAUUGCCAUUGCACAGGCCACGAAGGCUCAGAUCUGGAGGCAGAAAAGGCUGCUCUACAGCAAGAUGGUUUGCAUUAUCAUCUGGGUGAUGGCAGCUGUGCUCUGUACCCCAGAAAUCCUGUACAGCCAAAUCAGUGAGGAAUCUGACACUGCCAUCUGUACCAUGGUCUACCCUAAGGAUCAGAAUGCCAAGCUGAAAUCAGCUGUCUUGAUCCUGAAGGUCACCUUGGGGUUUUUCCUCCCCCUCAUGGUCAUGGCCUUCUGCUACACCAUCAUCAUUCAUACCUUGGUACAGGCCAAGAAGUCAUCCAAGCACAAAGCCCUAAAGGUGACCAUCACUGUCCUUACUGUCUUCAUUAUGUCUCAGUUCCCCUACAACUGCAUUCUUAUAGUGCAGGCUGUUGAUGCCUACAGUAUGUUUAUCUCCAGCUGUGAUAUUUCCACCAGUAUUGACAUCUGCUUCCAGGUCACUCAGACCAUUGCAUUCUUCCACAGUUGCCUGAAUCCAGUUCUCUAUGUUUUUGUGGGUGAGAGAUUCCGCCGGGAUCUCAUGAAGACCCUGAAGAACUUGGGAUGCAUUAGCCAGGCCCAGUGGGUUUCAUUCACAAGGAGAGAGGGUAGCUUGAAGCUUUCUUCCGUGCUACUGGAGACAACUUCAGGGGCUCUCUCUCACUGAAAGAAGUUCUCACUGAGGCAGAUGAUCCUUUGGAAAUAAUGAGAUAUAUAGAAACAACACAGUCUCCCCACUGAUAAGACUAAAGAGAAAGCAAAUAACAAGGAAACGAGAAAAAGCAAAACGAAAUAAAACAAACUAGGAUGAGCCUAAACAGCUUUACCAUGCUCAGUCAGGACAGGCCAAAGUUUUUGAAACUGACCACACCAGAAAGGCACCAGCUGGUUUUGGGUUGCAGUAACUGCAAUUCUGAGGAGGACACUUGAGCAGCAGUGAGGACACCCCAGCCAGGCAUGUGGUUAUCAUCAGUGCAGCUAGGUUCUGGAGGUGCUGAGUUUCUCCAGUGCUCCGCAUUUCUGUUACUUCAGAUCUGAUGCUACUCUUUUCCAGAGGUGACAGAGCACUGGUUGCUGCCACAGACCACAAAAGCAAGGCUUAGUGACAUUUUCCACCUUGGGAUCUUUUCUCAUUAGUCCCACGGGUG